Prinia subflava (tawny-flanked prinia) is the source of this 1632-nucleotide messenger RNA. It is a transcript of the gene ADPRH, whose product is annotated as ADP-ribosylarginine hydrolase. Gene Ontology annotation, biological process: protein de-ADP-ribosylation. Gene Ontology annotation, molecular function: ADP-ribosylarginine-[protein] hydrolase activity; magnesium ion binding. The coding region runs from base 147 to 1517 and encodes 456 amino acids. The record is from RefSeq and is a predicted model, not a curated record. NCBI's taxonomy places the organism in Eukaryota, Metazoa, Chordata, Aves, Passeriformes, Cisticolidae. The transcript is spliced from 4 exons.
GGGAUCCUGCUCAUUCUCCGGAAAUGCUGUCAGCGCCUUUUCUUUUUUAAAAUGAAACAGUUCGUUUCCACGCCUCGUCCUUCAUUUCGCCUCGGCCGGUUUUGGCUCCGAGGGCUCGGCGCGGCUCUCUGAGGGCAGCCCCGGGCAUGGCGGCCCAGCCGCUCCGCCUGCGCCGCGCCGCGCCCGGGGGCGUUGGCGAGGAGGCCGCGGGGGCCGCCCGGGGGCAGCCGGGCCCGCUCACAGCGCCCCGGGAGCGCCGGCCCGAGGGCGGCGGCCCGCGACGGGUUAAACGGGCCGGGCCGAGGGCUGAGCAGGCCGAACCGCGCCCCAUGGCCCGGCGGCGGUUCCCGUGGACGCGUCGAAGCGUGCUGGAAGUGGCGGCCGUGCUGGCUGCGCUGGCGGUCAUAGCGGGGCUCGUCGUUGUCAUCUACAUUGAAGUAGUCGUGGGACGAAACAUGUGUCCUAAGGACGUGGAAAACUAUGUGGCAUCCCUAGUGCUGAGCGCAGUUGGUGACACGCUGGGAUAUUACAACGGGAGAUGGGAGUUCCAGCAGAGUGGCCCAGCCAUCCACAAGGAGCUGGCAGAGAUGGGGGGACUGGACAACAUCAGCAUCCAAGGCUGGAGAGUCAGCGAUGAUACCGUGAUGCACUUGGCCACGGCAGAAGCCCUGGUAGCUGCUGGGAAAAACCCAAGCUUGCCACAUCUCUACUCCCUGCUUGCCAGGAACUACAAGGAGUGCAUGAAUGACAUGGAGGGCAGAGCUCCAGGUGCCACGUCUCUGGAGGGCACCACGGCGCUGGAGCCGGGCCGGCCGGGCGGCUGGCGCAUCCCGUUCAGCCCGCGGGCGGGCGGCUGCGGGGCCGCCAUGCGCGCCAUGUGCAUCGGGCUGCGCUUCUACCAGCCCGCGCAGCUGGACACGCUGGUGAGGGUCAGCAUCGAGAGCGGCCGCAUGACCCACCACCACCCCACCGGCUACCUGGGCGCCCUGGCCUCCGCCCUCUUCGCGGCCUACGCGGUGAACAGCGUGCCCCCCGCGGCCUGGGGGAAGGGGCUGAUGGAGGUGCUGCCGCGGGCCAAAGCCUACGUGCGGGAGUCCGACUUCUUCGUGAAGGAGAACAUGGAGCAAUGGUCGUACUUCGAGGAGCAGUGGAGAAAAUACCUGGCGGAGAGAGGCAUCUCGGACGGCGUCUCGUCGCCCAAGUUCCCGGCCAAGUACGGCGUGGAGGAGAGGGACUCGUUCUACACCUCCCUCAGCUACAGCGGCUGGGGCGGCAGCAGCGGGCACGACGCGCCCAUGAUCGCCUACGACGCCCUGCUGGGCGCGGGGGACUCCUGGACAGAGCUGGCUCACCGCGCCUUCUUCCACGGCGGCGACAGCGACUCCACGGCCGCCAUCGCUGCCAGCUGGUGGGGCGUCAUCUAUGGCUUCCGGGGCGUUCCCCCCUCCCUCUACGCCCACCUGGAGUACAAGGACCGCCUGGAGAAGGUAGCCAAGGGUCUGUACAGCAUCCUCUAGGCAGGACAAGGCAGGGCACCCUGCAGGCGCGCUUACCCAGUGGCUGUCGCGUGCUCUCUCGCUCGGUUCGCAAACCCGCCGGGAUUAAAUCUCGUGAAUGUCAGCCAGAGCCAGA